Mastomys coucha (southern multimammate mouse) is the source of this 1104-nucleotide messenger RNA. RefSeq names its product olfactory receptor 56A4-like. Gene Ontology annotation, cellular component: membrane. The transcript has 4 exons. NCBI's taxonomy places the organism in Eukaryota, Metazoa, Chordata, Mammalia, Rodentia, Muridae. The record is from RefSeq and is a predicted model, not a curated record. Gene Ontology annotation, biological process: G protein-coupled receptor signaling pathway. The coding region runs from base 1 to 1104 and encodes 367 amino acids. Gene Ontology annotation, molecular function: olfactory receptor activity.
AUGAUCAUAAGGCAACACAUGGAAGCACAAAGCAACACUUCCUCUAUCUUGGUCCCUGACUUCCUCCUCAUCUGCUUUCCCAACUACCAGACAUGGCAGCACUGGCUGUCCCUACCCCUCAGUCUCCUCUUCCUCCUGGCCAUGGGGGCCAAUGCCACCCUUCUCAUCACCAUCAGGAUGGAGGCCUCUCUGCAUGAACCCAUGUACUACUUGCUCAGCCUUCUAUCCAUGCUGGACAUUGUGCUCUGCCUCACUGUCAUACCUAAAGUCCUGGCCAUCUUCUGGUUUGACAAUAAAUCUAUCAGCUUUUCUUCCUGCUUCCUCCAGAUGUUUGUCAUGAACAGUUUCCUGACAAUGGAGUCCUGCACCUUCAUGGUCAUGGCCUACGACCGCUAUGUGGCCAUCUGUAAACCUCUGCAGUACCCGUCCAUCAUCACUGACCAGUUUGUGGUUAGAGCUGCCAUCUUUGUAGCAACCAGAAAUGGGAUUCUUACUAUGCCUAUCCCCAUACUUUCUUCCCAACUGAGAUAUUGUGCAAGGAUUAUCAGGAACUGCAUCUGCACUAACAUGUCUGUAUCCAAACUCUCUUGUGAUGACAUCACUUUUAAUAAACUCUACCAGUUUGUCAUAGGUUGGACCCUGCUGGGUUCUGACCUCAUCCUCAUUGUCCUAUCUUAUUCUUUCAUUCUGAAGGCUGUGCUCAGGAUCAAAGCAGAGGGAGCUGUGGCCAAAGCCCUGAGCACAUUUUGUCAGUCUCACAUUUUCAAGAUUCGGGCAUCUGAGCUGCUAUUUUCAGACCUACCUGCCAUCAUGGUUUCAUCUCCCAACAACACAGGGAUUCAGGUGACAGAGUUUCUGAUGAUCUGCUUUCCAGGGAUGCAGGACACACAGCACUGGUUAUCCAUCAUCUUGGCUCCCCUCCUGGUUUUGGCUCUUGCAGCCAACUUUGUGCUGUUAUUCACCAUCUAUCAGGAGGCAUCUCUCCAUGAGCCCAUGUACUAUCUGCUUGCCAUCCUCUCUGUGCUUGAUGUCAUCCUCUGCCUCACAGUCAUCCCCAAGGUCAGACCUUCCCAGGCCACUCACUUUUCACCUUCAGCUAGGUAG